CAGCUGAUCCUUCUUUACUGUCGAGUGAGGAGAAAAGUCAGCUGAAGGAAAACACUGCUGGCUACUUAAAACCAUGGCUGCGGAGAUUCAUUCGAGGCCCCAGACCGCUAGACCUAUUCUUUUGAACAAGAUCGAGGGACACUCAGACGCGGUGAAUUCUGCCGUUUUAAUACCAAAAGAAGAUGGAGUGAUCACGGUCAGCGAGGACAGAACCAUCCGAGUUUGGCUGAAAAGAGACAGCGGUCAGUACUGGCCAAGCAUCUACCACACAGUCUCCUCUCCAUGCUCUUGCAUGUCGUACCACCAUGACAGCAGACGCAUCUUCAUAGGCCAGGACAAUGGAGCUGUUGUGGAAUUUCUCAUCUCUGAAGAUUUCAACAAGAUGAACCACGUCAAAACAUAUCCAGCCCACCAGAACCGUGUGUCAGAUAUGGUGUUCUCCCUGGAGAGUGAGUGGGUGGUGAGUACUGGCCAUGACAAGAGCGUGAGCUGGAUGUGCACCCAGAGUGGCAGCAUGCUGGGGAGACACUACUUCACCGCCUCUGCCUCCUGCCUACAAUACGAUCACGAGACGCAGCAUGCCUUUGUUGGCGAUGACUCAGGACAGAUCACGUUGCUGAAACUGGAGAAGCAGACGUACUCCACCAUCACAACGCUGAAGGGUCAUGAAGGUAGUAUAGCAACCCUCUGGUGGGACCCUGUCCAGAGGCUGCUGUUCUCUGGGGCCUCCGACCACAGCGUCAUCAUGUGGGACAUUGGGGGCCGCAAGGGACGGACGUUACUGUUGCAGGGACACCACGAGCGUGUUCAGGCCUUGCGGUAUCUCCAGUUGACCCGGCAGUUGCUGUCGUGCUCAGCCGACGGUGGCAUUGCAGUGUGGAACAUGGACACACAGAGAGAAGAGGCGCCCCAGUGGUUAGACAGCGACUCUUGUCAGAAGUGCGAGCAACCUUUCUUCUGGAACAUCAAGCAGAUGUGGGACACUAAGACCUUGGGGCUCAGACAGCACCACUGCAGGAAGUGUGGCAAGGCUGUAUGUGGAAAAUGUAGUUCUAAACGCUCCACUUUCCCAAUUAUGGGCUUCGAAUUCCCGGUGCGAGUGUGUGAUGCCUGCUUUGAUACCAUCAAAGAAGAGGAUCGAACACCAUUGGCCACGUUCCAUGAGGGGAAACACCACAUCGCCCACAUGGACAUGGACCCAUCCAGAGGCCUGAUGGUCACUUGUGGAAGCGACCGCAUUGUUAAGAUCUGGGAUAUGACGCAGGUGGUUGGCUGUAGCUUAGCAACAGGCUUCUCUCCGCGCUGAUUGGCCCAGCCCACUACAUGGUCAGGCCUCCUCAGUGCUCCACCCACUCUUCCAAUGUCAUGGAAACCCCUCUGUACAGUAUAUCUUCCCAUCAUGCCUGGGAUCUUCAGCUGCGCCCAGGCCUGCUCUUAGUGAAUGUGCGAGCGUGUGUGUUUGUGCGUGUGUUCACAGUGCAGCCCCUCAGCAUUCCUUUUGCUCCUCUUAACAAAUUUGUUUUUAACUUCACUAACGUUCAGUCCCACAUGAAAGCGUGUGUGACAGAUUUUUGACUUUUUGCUCUGAUCCAAAACAGAACCCUAAGCACAACGGUGUGUGUGUGUACAUGUGUGCAUGUCACGUAAUGAUUUCUCCAAUGGGAGGAAUGGUAUUAAUAUCUGUGUUUACAUUAUAUUAAAAUUUCCAAUGCUUCUUUUGACCAAGGUCAUUUUUAUUACCCUAUGCUGUAAAGUCAGGUUUCACUAAAUCACUGACCUGCCAUUCCUGUAGAAAGAUAUACGAGCUUGUUCAUUUCUGUGGCCCACUAACUGCAUUUUGCUCAGUCACUGUAACUUGUAAAAGAAAAAAAAACAUACUGUAUAUACCCAUGCAUCAGUAGAUAGUUGAUUGAAAUGGCUCUCACUGAUCAAAGUGAUCAGCUUUUUCUGUCUAUACUCCUCUUUUUCAGUUUUGUUUCUUUCACUAGUUGGCCUUAAAUCACUCUCAGGAGGUUUUACAUCAGUACGUUGUCACAGGGCGGGGCUUUCCUGUCAGUCGUAACCAUUACUACCAUUAUGUGUAAUCACUCAAGCACGGUAAUAAAAUCAAUAGAACUGCCUCUUUCUUAAUAGAUGAAGGAAAUCUCUCGACACCCUCAAAGAUGCUGCCGUAGAAAAUUUGAUGUCCUUGUCAGAUGUUUGCAUGACGCAGCCCGAUGAGGCACGGGAAAUUGGGAUAUGUUGCUGUAGAAACAUGCGCUGAUGACGUCAAACAGUGUGUCGCCGCGGUCCUGAGGCGCUCCAGUACAAUUACAAUUCUAGGCUAGUGUGGCCUUGUGAUCGUUUCAGCUUUAUGGCAUUGUGUCUCCAACUUUAUUUGGGUGAAAACAAGUUUAAAAAAUAGCACAGCAUCACCGCCUCCUAGAUAAGAAGGUAUCAUAAAAAAAAAAUUGUGAUGCAAAAUUGGAUUUCCUCCAGCCAGAAAGGCACUUAGGUACUGGAUAGGUACUGUAAACUAAAUGUAGCACUAAAUGCUAGCGUGUUGAACCGUCCCCAGCUAAAUUGUGGGUCAGAUCAGGGCUGCCUGCGUUCCUUCAAAAGCCUUAUAGAGAGGACACGCUCACAAAGCCUUUUUUUUUUAUUAGUGGUUUGUCAGUGCUUAUGACUGUUCACUCGUGCUCAUUCACUCUCAUGCACUCACCUCGUUAUAAAGCUCUGGAUGUCCUGUUAGCGUUUUCUUUUCAUCCUGCUUUUUCAAAUUCUGUUCUGAGCGCUUCCACUUUUCCCACGCAUCUGUGUAUCAAAGAUGUCUCAUUACGCUGUCACCACUGCGGUGAAUUGCACAACAUGUGGUCUUUGACUUUGAAUUAAACAAAGCAUUUUUGUAAGUUCACAUUUGGGAGGGGUAAUAGCUGGAUUCAAUGUAGCGUCCUUGUAAAUAGCGGCUAGGAUCUUCUAAUGCUAGACUAACGCUUGCCUUAUUGUAAGUGGAAAAAUGAGCAUUAUAGUGUUGGAAUUUACUGAUUUCAAAAUGUAGUCACAUUCCAGUUUUUUGAUCAUGUAGUGUAUAUUUGUAGUAAAGUAUUUAUCUGUUACCAUUGUAAAUGGUUGUUUACUUUUCUUUGUGCCCAUCUAGUCUUUGCUUCCUUGUAAUAACAAAAUACAACAUGUUAAACCAUCUUCAUUGAGGCACGUGCAAACUCAGUAACAGCGAGAUAGAUUGCAGGGUCAGAUCAUGAAGCAAUUUACAUCCUAACAAGGACAGAGAUUGACUGGCUGAUCAGCAGUGGUUGUCAUGUGAGUGCAAUUGUUACUCAUCAUCAAGACUGUACUCCAUGAUAUUUACCCAAUCAUACUUGGGGUUAGACUGAAGGCUCGUACUGAUCAAUUUGUCAGAAGUCGAUAUUUAGCAUUGAUAUUCCUUUUUGUUGUUUCCCGCCAAAAAAAAGGAGCCUAUAAAGACAGGAUUGUUUUGUCUUGAGUGCACGCGAGCUGGAAGCUCGGGGAUAAAACAUGCCUUAAAUUGUUCUGCAUAAUUAUCAGGGGAAAAAAUAGCUGUUAUUUUUGGGGGGGCCGGUUGGGUGCAGCCAAACACCCUGAAAACACAACAUUGUCAUAUCACUUGAAGGUGAAUGUGUAAUCAAGCAGUCACCUAUUUAAACGACAUGGAGCAACAUUAGCUUAACUCUGCUAGCUCACAAUACCAAAAUAAUUAGCUACAAAAAUAGCUUAGCAGAGCUUUAAGUAAUUGGAAAGAGUAAAUAAAAUGUGCAAGAUGUUAAAGCUGCAAAAAGUGAUGGAUUUUCUGUUGGCCACUCAGGGGUUGUGGACCUGGCUGUAAACACAACAUUCACAUGCUUUCACUUGAUAAACUUGUUGGGGCAAACACAUGCAGGCAAACAGCUCAUUCUGAGUGAAAUAUCUGACUCUUGAGCUGCUAAAUGCUUUAAUAUGUUCACCAGCCAGUGGUUAACCUUGUCUGUCAGCCAUGUCGUGUUGAGCAGGUAGCGAACAGUGGGUUCAUCCGGGCCUUUUCGUUAAACAGCUGCUGCUGGAAACAUGGCUGAUAAUAGAUGGAAGGCUCAACCAAAACACAGAAGGUGUGUGCCAUGAAACUGCAAAAACAUGAAACGCUCUGAGUCAUUCUCUGGUGAUGUCACCACAGUGACCCAUUAUUACAGGUAAUCAUUUGAUCCAAUCAAAAUAUUGAUUAGUGCAGCUUUUUUUGCAUGUUAGCUGAACUUUUUCAUGUUGUUAUGAACUGAAAAUACAAUUUUCAGUCCAUCGGCAGUAUUGGCUAACUGAUUUAGUGUCAUUACAAACUCAUGUCACAAAGCGUCAUCAGGGAUCUACAGGGUUAUUGGCGAUGCUACCGUACAAUCAGGAGUCCGAGCUCUCCUUUCAGUUAACUGGACAUUGAAGCUUCUUCCAGUUAUUACUUCUUAUCGUGUCCUUGUAACAGAUUGCGUUUGAUGAUUUGAUGGCUCUGGAAGCUAAACUCCAUAGCAGAUGGACAAGAUGUUUAAGGUACGACGGAUGGCAGGAUGUGCUGUUAGCAGAAACCGCUAAUGAAAUAGAUGUUCAGAUUGCCAGCCAGUCGCAGGAAGGAAGGAAUAGAUUCAUGUUGUUAAUGGUUUAUUAUUUUGGUUUUGUAUUCUUCAGUUCAUCAAACACUAAAAUGGUUGGCCUUCAUGUUGAUGGGAGGCCACAUAAACACUAAAGAUGACUCAUUUUCCACAACACCAUGGCCCAUAAUCUCAAACUCUGUGAACUGAUUUCUGUUUGCUUUGACUUUUUUUCUCUUCAGACAUAAUGUUCUUAAUGUAUAUCUCAAAAUAAUUGUAUUUUUAAAUAAUUUUGUUGACAAUACAGUACAGAAUUUAGUCCCUCUGUGUCCUGGUUUGACAGCAUAGAGAGGCUAAAGAAUAAAUGCAUAAUAAAGAUAUUCUGAUAUGUUUA
This is a messenger RNA of Micropterus dolomieu (smallmouth bass), 4959 nucleotides long. RefSeq names its product WD repeat and FYVE domain containing 1 (gene wdfy1). NCBI's taxonomy places the organism in Eukaryota, Metazoa, Chordata, Actinopteri, Centrarchiformes, Centrarchidae. The record is from RefSeq and is a predicted model, not a curated record. Gene Ontology annotation, molecular function: protein binding; metal ion binding. Bases 74 to 1306 code for a protein of 410 amino acids. The transcript is spliced from 12 exons.